AUGGCGAGCGAAGGAGACAAAAUUUUUGUCGGGAAAAUUGUGGUUGGAACCGAUCCGGCAGGAGAAUUGACGAAAAAUGAUUGGGCUGUUGUUGUAGACUCUCAUGGAAUCAUAAACGCCUCUGGAAACAAGGAUGAAAUCGUCGCGAGAUACGAUGGUGAAAUCAUCAAGCUCGGUCCAUAUUCUCUUCUGAUGCCGGGUUUUAUCGAUGCCCAUCUUCACGCCCCGCAAUUCGGCAACAUCGGCGCGCAUCAAGAUCUCCCCCUCCUCGACUGGUUGACCACAUAUACUUUUCCUCUCGAGUCGAAAUUCGCGGACAAGAAUUUUUCGGAAAAGAUGAACGCUGCUGUGGUUCGAUCGACUCUUUCUCGCGGAACGACAACGGCUUGCUAUUUUGGGACGAUUUAUAAGGAUGAUGCUUUAGCCCUGGCGAUUCAAUGUUCCGAGCAAGGCCAGCGAGCAUACGUCGGAAAAUGCAAUAUCGACAGUAAUCCCCUCGCGACUUAUUACUUGGAGAAAACAGCUGAGUCGGUUGUGGAUACCGCCUGGGCCGCUCGAGAAAUACGUGGGUUGGGAAAUUCGUUGGUCGAGCCAAUCAUAACGCCGAGAUUUGCCGUUUCUUGCUCGCCAUCUCUGAUGGAAAGCUUGGGCAAGAUGGCGAAGGAGGAAAAUAUGGCGAUUCAAACGCAUAUUUCGGAGAAUGAAGGCGAAAUUCAGUUGAUGAAGGAACUUUUUCCGAACGAUGGAUACCUUGAUGUCUACGACAAGUACGGCCUUGUUUCUGAUCGAUGUCUUCUUGCCCACAGUAUUUACCUGACAGAUGCUGAGAGAAAGAAGAUGAGUGAAAAAGGAGCUUCGAUCGUUCAUUGCCCAGAUUCGAAUUUUGCCUUGAUGAGUGGUGUCUUGGACCACAAGGUCGCAGAUGAUGCAAAUGUCAAUAUUGCUUUGGGCACCGAUGUUUCCGGCGGAACAUCUGCUUCAAUGGUCGAUGCGAUGCGAUAUGCUGAGCUUUCCUCGAAAAUCAACACGAUCAAGAACAAGCAAACAACUUCGUACCUGAACUUCAAGAAAGCCUUUAUCUUUGGAACACUAAACGGCGCCAAAGCUCUCAAAAUCGACGAUCAAGUUGGAUCACUCGAAGUCGGAAAAGAAUUUGACGCUGUUAUUGCUGAUGUUGGGGCGAGUUUGGAGACUGCGUUUUUGGAAAAUGACAGCCCAGAUGAGCUGUUGGAGAGAUUCAUCCACUGUGCUGAUCCAAGAUCAAUCAAAAAUGUCUUUGUUCGAGGCAAGGAAGUUUUCUCUUCCUAA
Messenger RNA from Oikopleura dioica, 1308 nucleotides. NCBI's taxonomy places the organism in Eukaryota, Metazoa, Chordata, Appendicularia, Copelata, Oikopleuridae. The record is from the annotation of a GenBank genome assembly.